AUGCCGCGGAGGCGCUGCGCUGCGUGUGGGGAGCACGAGCACGAGCACGAACACGAACACGAACAUACACACACGGUCACGUCCAGGCAGCUUGGUCUUGAAACACGCCCUUCCCGCACUUACGAACAACUGCACCCUUGGCCUUGUCGCUCCAAACUCUACGCCCCUUCCACGAACCUGCCCUUCCCCGCCGCCACCAUGAAGGUCGUGUACAUUGGUAUCUUCAACAACGAGGCCAAGCCUGCCGUCGAGCUGACAUGCGAACGCGAACUCUCGUCCUACGGCCGCUUCACAAGAGGCAGCAUCUCCGAAUUCUUGACCUUCUUCGCCGGUGAAGUCGCCCAGCGAACAAGGCCAGGCCAGAGGCAGGACGUCGAGGAGAAGGAGUACACAUUCCACGCCUACGGCCGCACAGAAGGAAUUUGCGGCAUCGUAAUCACCGACGACGAGUACCCCACCAUUGUCGCCCACCGCGUCCUCUCCAAGAUUGUCGACGAGUUUGUCACAAAGUACCCCCGAACCGCCUACGCAAACUUCGCCAAAGGCUCACCCCAGCUCAGCUUCCCCGAGCUCAAGCAGUACAUCACGCAGUACCAGGACCCGGCCCAGGCAGACAGCAUCGUCAAGAUCCAAAAGGAGCUCGACGAGACCAAGAUUGUCCUGCACAAGACCAUCGAGAGCGUGCUAGAGCGCGGCGAGAAGAUUGACAAUCUGGUCGCCAAGAGUGACGGCCUGAGUGCGCAGAGCAAGAUGUUCUAUACCCAGGCGAAGAAGCAGAAUUCUUGCUGUCUCGUCAUGUAG
Ascochyta rabiei is the source of this 801-nucleotide messenger RNA. RefSeq names its product palmitoyltransferase. Gene Ontology annotation, molecular function: SNAP receptor activity. Lineage: Eukaryota; Fungi; Ascomycota; Dothideomycetes; Pleosporales; Didymellaceae. Bases 1 to 801 code for a protein of 266 amino acids. Gene Ontology annotation, cellular component: Golgi apparatus; membrane. The record is from RefSeq and is a predicted model, not a curated record. Gene Ontology annotation, biological process: endoplasmic reticulum to Golgi vesicle-mediated transport. The transcript is spliced from 4 exons.